Molecule: messenger RNA, 1488 nt
Organism: Cylas formicarius (sweet potato weevil)
Lineage: Eukaryota; Metazoa; Arthropoda; Insecta; Coleoptera; Brentidae
Gene: Gnbp2
Product: beta-1,3-glucan-binding protein-like
Exons: 8
Coding region: 68-1408 (446 amino acids)
Biological process (GO): carbohydrate metabolic process
Molecular function (GO): hydrolase activity, hydrolyzing O-glycosyl compounds; carbohydrate binding
Source: RefSeq, a predicted model, not a curated record
AUGUAAUUUAUGCAUCGACCACGCGACAUGGCAGUCUAGCGGAUCGCGUCUUCGCAAGGGACACAAAAUGGCUGUGAUACGUGUUCACGGUUUGCCGUUUCUGACUUUGUUUCUCUGUAGUUUCGUUCUAAGCGACUACACCGUACCGGAAGUAGCUUUCGAAGCGUUGGAACCGAGAGGACUUAGAAUAUCCAUACCGGCUGAGCCGAAGGUGCAGUUUUUCGCAUUCCACGGGAAACUCAACCAGCCGAUCGGGCUUACGGAACCCGGAGACUUCAACGAGGAUGUGACGAGACCGGAAAACGGUAGAUUUACGUACUUUAAUCCCAACAUUCAACUGAAGCCAGGCGACGUCAUCAAUUAUUGGGUGUUCGUGCAACACGACCAACUCGGUUAUAGAAGGGACCAACUUAAAUGGACUGUAAAUGAGCUGACAAAACAAAAGGUCAUCGACAGGGAUCCCAAAUGCCUGGAAACACCAACGACGUCCUCGGACCGAAGCGUGAUUUGCCGGGGAGAAGUUCUCUUCGAACACCGUUUCAUAGGAAGCGAACUCAAUGAAAGUGUUUGGUUAUGGGAACAGUACAUUCCGGUAGGCCCGGACUUCGAGUUCGUUGUCUAUAAGAAGGCCGAUGAUGUGACGUUCCUGUCGGGCAACUUGCUGCACAUAAGACCAAAAGUUACCGAUAAUAAAGCCGAUUUGAUCAUGUCUCAGGAUGUUUCAUCCGGGUGUACCAGGACUUCGCCGAAUGAAUGCAGCAGAGAGUUCUUUGGAAUAUAUCAAAAUCCAGUGACGUCCGGAAGAAUCGUUGCAAAAAACGCGUUUGCUUUCGGAAAGGUCGAAGUACGAGCCAAGCUUCCCAAGGGAGACUGGAUUUAUCCAGAAAUUUACCUGGAAGAUAUACAGGACCCAAAACGCAAAAUUUGGAUCGCUUACGCUAGAGGCAACGAGUUACUUACUGGAGGGAAUGGAGAUGAUCUCGGAGGCAAAUUGCUUUUCGGGGGACCUGUUGUUUCGCCGUUGGAACCAAAUAGAAGCAGAUAUCUGAGUUCCUAUAGGAACGCCCAACCGUUGGCCAACGAAAUGCACACUUACAAAUUAACAUGGACGGAAGCCAAAAUGGAGUUACACCUCGACGAUCUGAAGUACGGAGAAAUCCCCUAUCAGGUUAUGCAAGAGUCUGAAUUCAACAAGCCCCGUAUGGUAAGGUUGGUGGUGGGCGUUGGAGUCGGCGGGAUCUCAGACUUUCCGGAUGGUUUCAAAUCCGGCACGAAUCCCAAACCGUGGAGAAACAGCGAAAGGUCCCAAGUGAAAAAGUUCUUCGACAGUCGGUCCACGUGGAUGGAAACUUGGAACCCGGAAAACGCACAACUUGUGGUGGAAUACGUCAAAGUAACUGCUGUGUGAAUUUUUCUUAGUUGUUGCUGGAUACUUUUUUAUAAACCUGUCCUAAAUAUUUUUUGUAAAUAUAAACAUUUUUCAGUGUA